This is a messenger RNA of Colius striatus (speckled mousebird), 453 nucleotides long. It is a transcript of the gene SVBP, whose product is annotated as small vasohibin binding protein. The record is from RefSeq and is a predicted model, not a curated record. Gene Ontology annotation, biological process: negative regulation of protein ubiquitination; protein secretion. Lineage: Eukaryota; Metazoa; Chordata; Aves; Coliiformes; Coliidae. The transcript is spliced from 3 exons. Bases 110 to 316 code for a protein of 68 amino acids. Gene Ontology annotation, cellular component: apical part of cell.
CGAGCGGGCGGGGCCCCGCCGCCGCCAUCUUGGCCCGGGGCACGGCCCCGCCGGUAACCGGGAGCACGGGGUGACCCCCCUUGUCCCUGCCACCCCCCAGGCGCCAGCCAUGGAGCCCAGCGGGGCCGGGCGCAAGGACAGGCCCAAGGGCCGGGAGCCCGCGGCUCGGCUGGAGAAAGCGCGGCAGAAAUCGGCCCAGCAGGAGCUGAAGCAGCGGCAGAGAGCGGAGAUCUACGCCCUGAACCGUGUGAUGACGGAGCUGGAGCAGCAGCAGUUCGACUCCUUCUGCAAGCAGAUGCAGGGCUCUGGCGAGUGAGGGGCACCCACAGCCCCCUCCUUCCCUCCUCCUUUUCCUUCCCCCCACCUUCCCUUUGCUUUGUUAUUUAUUAGCUCACAAGCCCUGUCUUGGGUUUGCUUUGGCUUUGUUUUUAAAUAAACCCUUGUGGUGCUGGU